GCAGUGUUUUGCAAUUCGUUGCUGUUGGUGCUAUGCCGCGAAGCGUAUUGCAAGACCCUUUGCUUCUCUCUUAACUCAAAUGGUCGGAGAUAGAAGAUCUAGUAGCACUAGAGGUGCUAGGCGAGACUCUCUGUGAACUACUUUUCUCCCGUGGCCUGCUCAACAUUGACGCUAUGGACAAGGGCAUGUUCCGAAUUUGUUUUCGUUUUCAGAAAGAGGACAUAGUGAAGGUACGAGUAGCUUUGCGCAUUCCAGAAACGGUUAUUACUGCUCAGAGAGUGCCGAUCUCAGGAGACGAAGCCCUCUGCAUUACUCUUCGACGGCUGGCCUAUCCGAACCGACCUAAAGACCUCGAGAACUUUUUCUGCCGACACAGCUCGACAAUAUCGUCCCUGACGAUAGAGGUCUUGAGGUACAUCGAUGAGAAGUUUUCCCACUUGCUGGACGAUGUGAAUUAUCACAGCUGGCUGACCAUCGACACGCUGGAGAAUUUCUCGAAGGCCAUUUACGCUAAAGGAGCCCCUCUUACCAACUGCUGGGGCUUCAUUGAUGGCACUGCGCGUGCUAUAUGCCGACCAACCAGGCAACAGCAGCUGUAUUUCAGCAAACACAAAAGAUUUCAUGCCCUGAAGUACCAAUUCAUAAUGUGCCCGAAUGGCAUCAUUUGUCAGUUGGAUGGAUGUUAUCCGGGCAGCAGGCACAAUGCUGGUAACUUUGGCAACAGCCAGGUCUACACUAAACUGGAAAAGCUGGUGCAGGGACACCACUACAGUCUUUACGGGGAUCCUGCUUACCCAUUGCGGCCACUUCUGUUGAAACCUUACGGCGGUGCAUCUUUGACCCUGAAGCAAUGUUUCCGAAAAAACCAAAAGAUCUUCCGCCAUAAUGUUGCAAGGAUGUACAAAGCGAGCGCAUUGCUGGCAAACUGCCAUACUUGCCUGUAUGGUGCACAGGUCUCACAAUGCUUUGAUCUGCAACCACCAUCCUUGGAAGUGUACUUGAAUGCCCGUUAA
Messenger RNA from Rhipicephalus microplus (southern cattle tick), 1013 nucleotides. RefSeq lists its product as uncharacterized. Lineage: Eukaryota; Metazoa; Arthropoda; Arachnida; Ixodida; Ixodidae. The record is from RefSeq and is a predicted model, not a curated record.